AUGUUUUCACUUUUGAUAAACUUCUGCAAAAUGUCUGGUAUUUUUAACAUAGGAAACGAUUAUUCCAGCUUAGCAUAGUCACUGUUUAUACUGUUUGUCCCCUUAACCAAGUCUCCCUUGACUUGUAAAGCUGGUUUAAMASUUCCUGAGGCUCCAGAUGAAAUAGACACAAACGUUGGGAAAGAUGACAGAUGACCAGUUCUCCUGAGCCCUGACCUGCCUCUCUCUCCCAGGUCAACUUGGUGAUGAAUCUGGAAGGUAGUGACCUGUUGGCAGAGAAGGUGGACCGAAGAGAGUUUGUAGGCCUGCUGAAGAGGAUGUUGUGGAUCGAUGCGGAGAAGAGGAUCACCCCCGCUGAGGCGCUCAGCCACUCCUUUAUGUCCAUGCAACACCUGCUCGACUUCCCCCAUAGCAACCAUGUCAAAUCAUGUUUCCACAUCAUGGACGUAACCCGGUCUCGUCCCGGUCCUUACGACACGCUCAACCGGAACAAAGCCCCCUUCAUCAGACCGGUGACCACGACCACCACCACAGUUAACCUGACCCGGCCCUUCAGCAAGAUGGCCRCCAUCCACAACCAAGUAAGCAGUUUCACCACAUCAAUACAGUAGCCGUCACAUGGAGGG
Molecule: messenger RNA, 626 nt
Organism: Salvelinus sp. IW2-2015
Lineage: Eukaryota; Metazoa; Chordata; Actinopteri; Salmoniformes; Salmonidae
Product: homeodomain-interacting protein kinase 3-like
Source: RefSeq, a predicted model, not a curated record